AUGCAGCCAUUGAUCGCCUCAGGCUUCAUUGCUGGCGGUACUGUGCAGGCCCCUCUGGAGCGGGCAACAGCGACUCUGUCGGAGCGGGAACGGGCUGCAGGAGAAAGCCUGGGACGCGCUCGCGUGGAGCAGCUCCUGGCGCAAGGCCGUGGUGAGUAUCUAACAUUGGUGGAGAAAGGCGACUUCAAGCAGGUGUGCGCAUUCUGCGGCAUAGUACGCACCAUGCGCUCGCAUCAUUGCAAGGAGCAAGGUCGGUGUGUCGAGAGGAUGGACCAUUUUUGUCCGUGGAUAGACAACAGCGUUGGCCUGAGCAAUCAAAGGUCAUUCUUUUUGUUCAUCGUGGUGCUUCUUGCCACCAUCUUGUACUUCUACUACACGGUCUUCCUCUAUGCUUUUGACACGGUGUUUCCCGAGAUCUCGAGAGGCUCCUUCAGUGAGCUUCUAGAGGCCGUGACAAAUGGGUCCCUUGGGCCCGAGUUGCAACCGAUUCUGGUUCUGACAAUCGCGACGUUGGACAUGCUCUUCGUGUACAUCGUAGGCUCGCUCGUGGCCAGAACCACGGCUUUCAUGAUUGUGAACUUGACGGCGUAUGAAGUUUGGAAAAGACCCGGCCAUGUACUACGACGCUUUCGCAAGGCUCGGGGGCAGUGGUGGUACUUCCAUGGCUGGGGGCUGAGAUCUGCUCUAUCCAACAUCAUGAGUUACUGGACAUUGGACAUGAGCGGUGAUGCAGCUGCUUUUCUUGGAAGUCUUCAAGACAGUUUCACCGCUCCAGGAAAGGCUUCAGGGAUCAAUUUGAAAGAAGGCGAGCUUGCUUACUUGCCCGAAGAGCCCUGA
Messenger RNA from Symbiodinium sp. CCMP2592, 837 nucleotides. The record is from the annotation of a GenBank genome assembly. NCBI's taxonomy places the organism in Eukaryota, Dinophyceae, Suessiales, Symbiodiniaceae.